This is a messenger RNA of Peniophora sp. CBMAI 1063, 543 nucleotides long. The record is from the annotation of a GenBank genome assembly. NCBI's taxonomy places the organism in Eukaryota, Fungi, Basidiomycota, Agaricomycetes, Russulales, Peniophoraceae.
AUGGAACAAACUACCCAAACCCGCUCAUGGUCUGGCUCUUUCACCCUGACGUCUCAUCCCAACCUACAUGGGGGCUAUCAAAACGUGUUUGUCACGACUGCUAACACGGACAUGAGUGCGCAUACCGAACUCUGGCCUCCCCAUCUUAACGUCUAUACCCCUCGGCGGCCAGUCUCCCGCGCUGAGAUCGCAAACUGGGUUCGACGCCACUCGCCUCCCGUCUGCGUGUUCAUGGCCAAUAAGCAUCCCGAUCCUGCGGUCAACAGUCAAAACCAGGCCUGUUUCUCAUCCUUCGUCCACUAUCUCCUCGGGAACAACUUCGUUGCUUACGCUCCUUGGGCAAGUCCCGAAAGGCUCCCCGGCGCUGGCAUCGUAUUGUACCCCAGCGAUUCAACAGGGGAUUCCCUGCUACUUGGGGCAAUAUUCACAUCCACACCUUUUCCGGAUUUCCUCCCUCCCGUGCACUCAUCCGGUCCUGGCGCGGGACAUGCGCAGUCGGCCUAUGCUCCUACCACAUCUUCGGCGGGGUAUUAUGGUGUCUAA